AGUGGUUGCCCUUGGUUUUCACUGUUGUACAUGUAAAUGUACAGACUUGUCUUGGAUUUAGAAAACCUUUAUAUUAAGGAGGUGACUUGAUGACAGCAAAUAGAUACUUCCAGGAAGAGAACCACAGCUCUCUGACAUGGACAGGAUGAGAGCUGGCAUCUGGAAGCCGUCAGGGAACUGAUCACAAAUAAUAAAGGGUGAGUGACUCUUGUUAGCAAAAGUCUCCAGAAAACCAAAGGAUUCUUGAUCCUUGAGGAAUCAUACUUCAAGAAUGUCAACAUUAUUGAUUCAGAUUGGGUGUCUUUUUGAAGGACAUCAUCCUAGUCACCCUUUCUGAGGAAGUCUGACCUGUGCCACGGAUAAAACACCCACCUCUGGCUGUCAGGCUAUGCAAAGUCCUGUAUGCACCUUGAAAGUGUUCACUGUGCAAACACAUCUGCUAAUAUCCUUUGAAUGCUUCAGCAAGUCAGCACAUCUCUGGCCUGUCAGCACAGCUUUCCUCAUCACACACAUCCUGCUUUGGAAUUAUUUGAGUUAAAGAUAGGAACCUCUCUGCUUCUGUAGGGCUAUUUACAUCUCUUGGAUACAACUGUGUGUGGGUUUGAGAAAUGCUUACUAAAACAACAACAGGGAAAAGAAAACAGCCCAUGCCCACCUGAACCAAAGAGAAGCAGUGCUGAGACGAAGCAUCCAGUAGGUGUAAAUGCAAAGGCUUGAAAUUGUUUGGAUCAUUUCCAUUUUACCAAGCUACACAUCCACAGGGAUUUCACUGGGACUUGUUACCGCAGUUAAGUAAAACACUUGCCACAAAAGGAGCAAUUCAGUGAAAGAAAUUAUCAACUUACAUAAACUAAUUAUGCAUGAGCAGAGUAGGAGUUUCCAACAUUUACUGCUGCUGCCACAGGGUAUUAAAAAUAAUCAAAAAGGAACAGUCUAUAAAUCCUUGUGCCAUUAAUUUUAAUCCAAUUUCAACAUCUUGAGGUGAAUGUUCACACUGGAUACAUGCACAUGGAAGAUAAAGAGUAUUCUUGAGGAAAAUCACGUUCAGAAAUGUUAUUUCUCUGGGAGGAAUAUCUGCUGGGGGAAAAGCUGAGAACCAGUUCAGGGCGUUAGAAAACCCAGUUUGUGCGUCGUUGGGAAAAUUCCCCGUCCCUCCUUCGGCCCUCCUUUUCGUGAUCAGUGAGCAGCCCGUCAGCGCGCGAGCUUUUUUGGGUGGAGGGGCACGGAUCGCGCCGUAUCCCAGCGUGGAUUCUGCCUGCUCUCGAUAGGUGCAAAGCGUGUUACCGGGGCGGUCCCAAAGCACAGCCUGGUUUCCCUCGGCUCCGUGGGGGGGGGGGCACGACGCCCCUGGGACGGGUCGCUGUCCGGGCGGGGGCGGCCGCCCGCGGGGGCGGAUAAAGGGGCAGAGCCGGCGCCUCCCCCUGGCCGUGCCGAGCGGAGGCAGGACGGGCAGUGCCGGGCCGGGAGCUGCGAUGGCAGCCGGAGGAGCGGCGGGGCUGCUGCUGGUUAUGCUGCUGACAAUGCCUGGAACCAGAGCAAAGAACUGUGAAGAGGGAGAGUACUUCCAUGAAGGACACUGCUGUGUAUCUUGUCCAGCAGGUACUUUUGCUGCUGAGCACUGCAGUGUUCCACAUUUGAGAGGAAAAUGUCACCCUUGCAAGGAAGGAGAGAGUUAUACCGCCCAUGAGAACGGCUUGGACGAAUGCUUGUCAUGCAGACAGUGCAAAGAUGAUCAAGUAACUGUGAGACCCUGUACCCUGACACACAAUACUGAAUGCGAGUGCAAACAAGGGUAUUUCUGCACUGACAAGAGCUGUGAAAUAUGUCAGAGACACAAUAAAAUGUAUCCGGAAGGCAAAGAAAUCGACCGGAACUGCAAUGCUACUACGGGCCUAGGAUGUGACUUACCGAAUCAAGGAAGCACAGCUCUUUCUUGGAUUAUUCUUCCAAUCAUUUUGGUGGUUGCUAUGGUUUUGCUGUUCUUGGUAUUUAAAAAGUUGAAGUGUGAUAAAGCUGCUUCAGCUGAUAAAGAUGUGGAGAAAAGUCUGAAGUCUGAGGGUGGUAGUGAAAGCCUCAUUUUGCCAGAAAGGAAGACACCUGCAUCUGCAAAUAACUCAGUGAACCCAAAGGAUGAGAACUGUGGUGAGAGCCCAGAGAGCCAAGAACAAAUCAAUAUUAACUUGGAAGUAGAAGACACAUCACCAGAGGAAGAUAGUGCACUUACUGAGCAGGGCACCAUCCUGCAUGGGGACUGGAAGCACCGUAUGCUAAGGUGGUUGAGGAGGAUUCCUGAGUCUUCAUUACAAUCAAAAUCUGGCCAGAAUUCUGCUUUUCAUCAGAAUAACCUAUCUAAUGUAUCAAGUAUUAGAACACCAGCAAAUUGUGUGGUACGAGAACCAGAGCAUCGAAUAAUUGUUAAAGAUCUCUCUCAAAAAGAACGGAGAGUUUGCUUUGAGGCCUUUAUAAAGGAAGUACCACCAAAAAACUGGAGGCAGCUUAUGAGAACUCAUCUGCAUGACAAUGAUAUUGAUAAAAUUAUUUAUAACUUUGAUAAUGAUAUAGAAGAACAAUCCUAUCAGAUGCUUCUCAUCUGGAGAAACACACUGGGAGAAAAACAGUGCAUUAUUAAGUUACUGAGUGAGUUGAAGCAUAUAGAUAGGAAGGCUUAUGAUAAUGUAGUGAACACUUUAAAAAGUAAUAACAUUAUAAGUAAAGCGGAAGCUACAGAUAAAUGUUUAUGAGGAACUUGAGAAAUGCUCUUGUGUACAUACAUGUGUCUACAAACUUCUGUUAAAUGAGGACAUCAACAAGCUCCAGUAAAAGUGAUGGCAUGGACUUGAUAUCCUCCUCACCUCAUGUGGAGAGCUUGGAGGGAUUUAGCACUGUCGGUGUUUACACGGACUCCGGUUGUGAUAUUCACUAAGGUCUUUUGAGUUGUACAAUAUUGAACUCAGGCGCCGGAUGCCUGCUUGGGAGCGAGGGGCUCUUGCUUCCCUUUGUGUGUGGCAGUGCCGUGCUGUCCCAGCCUGUCUGGCGGGAACAAAGAGGCUGCUGCUGCUUUUGAGAGUAUGUGUGCUUUGGUUUCUUUGUACAGUUUUGUUUUGUAUCGGUCUGCUUAGCACCGUUGUGUUCGAAGCACGGCAAUAAAAGCCUGGUUGAGAGAGAA
This is a messenger RNA of Pipra filicauda (Wire-tailed manakin), 3166 nucleotides long. Its product is annotated as tumor necrosis factor receptor superfamily member 1A-like. Gene Ontology annotation, molecular function: protein binding; transmembrane signaling receptor activity. The transcript is spliced from 10 exons. NCBI's taxonomy places the organism in Eukaryota, Metazoa, Chordata, Aves, Passeriformes, Pipridae. Gene Ontology annotation, cellular component: plasma membrane; cell surface. The record is from RefSeq and is a predicted model, not a curated record. The coding region runs from base 1473 to 2741 and encodes 422 amino acids. Gene Ontology annotation, biological process: TRAIL-activated apoptotic signaling pathway; positive regulation of apoptotic process; apoptotic process.